Aspergillus lentulus is the source of this 1656-nucleotide messenger RNA. Its product is annotated as fungal specific transcription factor domain-containing protein. The record is from RefSeq and is a predicted model, not a curated record. Lineage: Eukaryota; Fungi; Ascomycota; Eurotiomycetes; Eurotiales; Aspergillaceae.
AUGCCCCGCGACACGCAGAUGGUCAAGCAAGCCUGCGAUGCCUGUCGACGUCGUAAAGUCAAAUGUAACGCCCAGAGACCCUGCAGCCAGUGUCGAUCGGCCGGGCUAAGCUGUCGAACAUCGCUGGUGCGACAGAAGAAAGGACGGCAAGGCCAGUCGGCCAACGUUCUUUCUGAAUUGCGCACUCAGAAUGCUCAAGACCAUGAGCCAUCUAACCCUAAAAUUGCAAGUCCAACGGUGGCUACUCCUCUUGUGAAUCCAACUAGCGGACGAUGUCGAUUUGUGCGCAAGGAAAAUGUCCUUCCUCGGGAGCUGAUCCGGGAUUGCUCCGAGUACUUCUUCGCGCGCAUGCAAGGUACUGUUCCCAUUUUACAGGCAGAAACCUUCCGGAGAUAUGUCGAGCAGAUGGAUCAUCGUAUCCAUGCGUAUUGCUUGGUGGUUUCCUUUUGUGCCUUUGUCAUGAUGCAGACGGGGUAUUCCUCCUCGCAAGCUGCAGGCUCAAGAUGGACCCAGAGUAUGGACACCGGGCGCGAAUUGCUCGAUGAAGCGACAGAAGCGCGAAGGCAUCUUGAUCCGCUCACUGUUCCUGUCCGGCAGAGCAUCACCAUUGCGUUUCUGCUGUACGGCUGUCAUAUCGCCUUGGGGAAUCAGCGCCACGCCUACUAUUUCCUACGGGAAGCCACCACCUUGUACACGGCUGGCAUGUUGGAUACUCAAGCAGGCGCAUUAGACGGCGAUGAAGACAAUUCAUCUUCUGGCAAGCUCUUUUGGCUCCUUUUGAUUUCCGAACGAGCCCACGCCAUUCGCAGACAUCGGCCCGUCACCCUACAGGUCACCGCCAACAGUCCAACUCUGGAAGAUCAUUCACCUGAAGACACAUCCACUAUUGGAUUCCGCUGUCUGGCCGACCUCUAUCGCCCAUUUGACGAGUCGUUCCUUGGACUCUGGAACGGUACGCAUGCCACAUGCUCCCGCGAGUCGCUCAUUCUUCUCGACAAACAUAUUUGUGAUGCAGUUCCUCCCGAUCUCGAACUUCCGGAUAUCUCAAUGGCGGACCUCCGUGUCUCGCAGCAGUGGCUGCGAACCAUGAUCUGGCAAUUAUCCACCACGGCAGGCUUUCUGUCCAGCAAAGCCAGCCAUCCGUGCAUGGAAUUUCGGUAUCCGCUACAAAUUGCCAGAGACCUGUCUUUGGCGACGUGGAAGCUGUCACCGCAGAGUAUGGAAACGCAUGGGAUUGGACUGAUUGAGAAAAUCUUCGAAGUGGCCUGCACCCUCACCGAUGUGAUGGCUUGUCUAUCGACAGCGGGACUGCGCUCGCCCGGGUUCAACUUGGGCCCGCAGGAUUACUUGAAGCAUUUCUUCUCGCUUGUGCACACUCUCCCCGGUGGCCGACAACGGUUUCUGCCAUUGCUGUUAACAAAGGUGGGACAGACAUUGCCGUCCAUGCUGCAACCCAUCACACAGCACCUGAAUCUUCCAGCAGCGACCGUGGAGACUUCUGUGCCGGCCGAAAAGGCUGACUCGGAGGCCUUUGGCGACAUGUGGCCGGAUGACCAAUCGUACAGCGACUUCAACUACGCUGAGAUGAGUCGGAUUGGAGACAAGACGCCGGAAAUAGAUGAAGCGUUUAUGCAGUAUCUGCAAUCGAGUCCUUGA